CACCAAGACACUGGUGGACGCUUGCCCGCCCUUCUGCUACCCAAUGGCAAGGGUAGGCCCCGCCCCUUGACGGCUUAGUAGCUGUGUGCUUCGCAGAGCUCCAGGCAUGGAGGAAGGCGGACUGGGAUGCACUGUGUGUGUGCUGACCGGGGCCUCCCGAGGCUUUGGCCGCGCCCUUGCCCCACUGCUGGCCCGGUUGCUGUCGCCCGGUUCCGUGCUGCUUCUGAGCGCACGCAGUGACUUGGCGCUGCUGCAGCUGGAGGAGGAGCUGUGCACACAGCAUCCUGGCCUGCGAGUGUUGCGGGCAGCAGCUGACCUGGGCACCGAGGCCGGAGUGCAGCAGCUGUUGUGCACUGUGCGCAAGCUCCCCAGGCCCGAGGGGCUUCAGCGACUGCUGCUCAUCAACAAUGCAGGUACUCUUGGGGAUAUUUCCAAAGGCUUCCUGGACGUGAGUGACCCAGCAGAGGUGAACAACUACUGGGCUCUAAACCUGACCUCCAUGCUCUGCUUGACCUCCGGCACCCUGAAUGCCUUUCCAGAUAGCCCUGGCCUCAGCAAGACUGUGGUUAACAUCUCAUCUCUGUGUGCCUUGGAGCCCUUCAAGGGUUGGGGGCUGUACUGUGCUGGGAAGGCUGCCAGAGACAUGUUGUACCAGGUCCUAGCUGCUGAGGAACCCAGUGUGAGGGUGCUGAGCUAUGCUCCAGGUCCCCUGGACACAGAUAUGCAGCAGCUGGCUAGAGAAACCUCCAAGGACCCAGAGUUAAGGACCAGACUGCAGGAGCUGAAGUCAAAGGGGAAGCUGGUGGAUUGUGGGUCCUCAGCCCAGAAACUACUGACCUUGCUGCAAAAGAACACCUUCCAGUCUGGAGCCCACAUUGACUUCUAUGACAGGUCCUAUGGCUAGUCGAUGAGUCUCCAUGCUCAGGGCCCAACACAGCAGACAGCCCUCACCAGUGAGUGCUGGGAUUUCCAGUUUACCCCUGGCCAACCUGCCCAUGCUGUAAAAGGCUCUGGCUCCUGUGGUGACCUCUCUUGACACUGUCCCUGUGGCUCAUGGUCUGCUGUGGGGAGGAGGAACAAGGAUCCAUGAAGGAAGUGCUGAGAGAUUCGAACCUUUUGCAGCCUAUAAUCGCGGUUGGAAAAUCUGCUGUGAGACUGCUCUGCAGACAGCCUCUAGCCCACCUUUGACAAGGAGUUCAAAGCUCCCAAGCAUCUAAAUGUGAAAUAAAAAGACUGUGCCCAGCAUCUUCUGUGUUAGGAGACCUGGUCCUCCUUGUGCCCAGCAGAGGGCACACUGGGGCUGUUUAGUGUGAAAAGAUGGGACCUCCUUUCCUGCAGAGUAUGUCACAACCACAAUAUUCCCCAAGGAGGAACAGGGUGCCUUCUAUCACCUUUCCCAGUAGAGUCUUUACCCUACUGGAAUGGAAAUGGCUGGGUUCAGACCUAUUCUCACCAGCUGGUAACUCACAGCAAGUCAUUUUUGUGCCUCUGAAAAGACUGUGUUACAAUGCACUUAAAAUAAAUAAAACACUGCACCCAUCCCAAUGCGUCAUCGA
Messenger RNA from Cricetulus griseus (Chinese hamster), 1556 nucleotides. Lineage: Eukaryota; Metazoa; Chordata; Mammalia; Rodentia; Cricetidae. The record is from RefSeq and is a predicted model, not a curated record.